Molecule: messenger RNA, 1543 nt
Organism: Teleopsis dalmanni
Lineage: Eukaryota; Metazoa; Arthropoda; Insecta; Diptera; Diopsidae
Product: probable cytochrome P450 6a17
Exons: 2
Coding region: 14-1507 (497 amino acids)
Molecular function (GO): monooxygenase activity; heme binding; oxidoreductase activity, acting on paired donors, with incorporation or reduction of molecular oxygen
Source: RefSeq, a predicted model, not a curated record
UCUUUCGAACGGAAUGGUGGUGUUGUUAUUAUUAGCGUUUGGCGCAGUGGCGCUUGUGAUAAUUUAUUUUAAUUAUCUAUUGGACUAUUGGAGGAAACGUAGUAUACCACAUAACACACCCACUUUAUUUUGGGGAAAUAUGAAACAAUGGAUGAAAGGAGAAAAACACAUUUCGCAACUUUUCAGUGAAACCUACAGGCAAUUCAAAGGCACUGGUCCAUUUGCUGGUUUCUACUUUCUAUUUAGAAGAAGUGCUGUGAUACUGGACCUCGAUUUAAUGAAGCAAAUUUUGAUAAAAGAUUUCAACAAUUUUAAUGAACGAGGUUUGUUCCACAACGAGCGCGAUGAUCCACUAACAGGUAAUUUAUUCUUCAUGGAUGGCACGAACUGGCGACGUCUUCGUAAUAAAUUGACACCCACUUUCACCUCUGGCAAAAUGAAAAUUAUGUACAACAUAGUAGCUGAAGUGGGUGAACGGCUUACACAUGUCAUUGAAGAGAAAAUCCACGAUAAACGGCAAGUGUUAGAAAUUACUGAUUUUUUGGCACGCUUCACAGCUGACGUCAUUGGUACAUGCGCCUUCGGUUUAGAAUGCAACAGUUUACAGGAUGGUAAAGCAGAAUUCGUACGCAUUGGCAAAUCCUUCUUAACGAAAUCAAGACAUAAUGUUUUAGUUGAUGGACUCAUAAACUCUUUUCCAAACAUGGCGCGCCGUUUGCACAUGCGUGUUAUUAAUGAUGAAGUCCAUGAAUUUUACAUGCGUGUUGUCAGAGAAACUAUUGAUUAUCGUGAGAAAAACAAUGUGAAAAGAAACGAUUUCAUGGAUAUGUUGAUUGAGAUGAAAAAUAAUCCAAAUGAUGACGAUUGCCUUAGUAUUGAAGAAGUUGCAGCACAAGCAUUUGUAUUCUUUAUAGCUGGCUUCGAGACGUCAUCAACUACAAUGGGUUUUGCAUUAUAUGAACUGGCACAACAUCAAGAUAUACAAAACAAACUAAGACAAGAAAUAAAUGAGGUUAUAACCCGACACAAUGGAAUAUUUAGUUACGAAUGUAUGAAAGACAUGCAUUAUCUUGAUCAAGUCAUAAGUGAAACACUUCGUAUGCAUCCGGUAGUAUCACAAAUUGUACGUAAAACUCUUGAACGCUAUGAAACGGACGAUCCACAUUACUACUUAGAUAAGGGCACAUUUAUUCUUAUACCAGUCACUGGUAUACACUAUGAUCCAGAUAUUUAUCCGGAACCUGAAAUAUUCAAACCAGAACGCUUUACUCCUGAAGAAAUACAAAAUCGUCACGUAUGCAGUUGGUUGCCUUUCGGCGAGGGACCCCGUAAUUGCAUCGGCAUGCGUUUUGGACAAAUGCAAGUUAGUAUUGGUUUGGUCAAUUUGUUGCGAAAUUUUAAAUUCACAGUUGCUCCAGAAACUCAAAUACCAUAUAAACUUAUUACGAAAAGUUUUGUUAUGAAUGCUGAAAAUGGAAUUUAUUUAAAUGUGGAAAAGAUUCAUUGACAUUUCCAUUUAUUUAUUAUAAAUUUAUUUUUUUUA